Molecule: messenger RNA, 1593 nt
Organism: Linepithema humile (Argentine ant)
Lineage: Eukaryota; Metazoa; Arthropoda; Insecta; Hymenoptera; Formicidae
Product: tubulin alpha-1 chain
Biological process (GO): mitotic cell cycle; microtubule cytoskeleton organization
Cellular component (GO): microtubule; cytoplasm
Molecular function (GO): structural constituent of cytoskeleton; GTP binding
Source: RefSeq, a predicted model, not a curated record
UGCUCGGCCAAUAGUUGUUCGUCGAUCGUACGUUAAACGUCGUAUAGUUGUUAGCAAAAGCUCCAUUACUUGCUUUCGCAAACUAUCGAUCCCCUUUGGGUGGCUAUUCGACUCUUUUAUAAAAAGACAACAGAUAAAUUGUGAUACAAAAUGCGUGAGUGCAUUUCAAUCCACGUUGGACAAGCUGGUGUGCAAAUUGGUAAUGCCUGCUGGGAGCUGUACUGUCUGGAACAUGGCAUCCAGCCGGACGGUCAAAUGCCAUCUGACAAAACUAUCGGAGGUGGAGAUGACAGCUUCAACACCUUCUUCAGUGAGACUGGUGCUGGCAAACAUGUACCAAGGGCUGUUUUUAUCGAUUUGGAACCUACUGUAGUUGAUGAGGUUCGCACUGGAACUUAUCGUCAGCUCUUCCAUCCGGAACAGUUGAUCACUGGCAAGGAGGAUGCUGCGAAUAACUAUGCUCGUGGUCACUACACGAUCGGCAAAGAAAUUGUUGAUCUUGUAUUAGAUCGUAUUCGCAAGCUAGCGGACCAAUGUACUGGACUCCAGGGUUUCCUCAUCUUCCAUUCGUUUGGCGGUGGUACUGGCUCCGGAUUCACAUCUCUGCUGAUGGAGCGUCUGUCCGUCGACUAUGGCAAGAAGUCGAAACUCGAGUUCGCUAUUUACCCCGCUCCUCAGGUCUCCACUGCUGUGGUCGAACCGUACAAUUCUAUUCUGACAACGCACACCACUCUUGAACAUUCCGAUUGUGCAUUUAUGGUUGACAACGAGGCGAUUUACGACAUCUGCCGUCGCAAUCUGGACAUUGAGAGGCCCACCUACACAAAUCUUAAUCGUCUGAUCGGCCAGAUUGUUUCCUCCAUCACGGCGUCUCUGCGAUUCGACGGUGCCUUGAACGUCGAUCUGACCGAGUUCCAGACCAACUUGGUGCCCUAUCCGAGAAUUCACUUCCCUCUGGUAACUUACGCACCUGUCAUCUCGGCCGAGAAAGCAUACCACGAGCAGCUUUCUGUCUCGGAAAUUACCAAUGCUUGUUUCGAGCCGGCCAAUCAGAUGGUCAAGUGCGAUCCGCGCCACGGCAAGUACAUGGCCUGCUGCAUGUUGUACCGCGGUGAUGUCGUGCCCAAGGAUGUCAACGCGGCGAUCGCCACCAUCAAGACAAAGCGUACCAUCCAAUUUGUCGACUGGUGUCCCACCGGUUUCAAGGUCGGUAUCAACUAUCAGCCGCCGACUGUUGUGCCUGGCGGAGAUCUUGCCAAAGUUCAGCGCGCCGUCUGCAUGUUGUCGAACACCACCGCCAUCGCGGAGGCCUGGGCUCGUCUCGACCACAAGUUCGAUCUCAUGUACGCCAAGCGCGCGUUCGUCCAUUGGUAUGUCGGCGAGGGUAUGGAGGAAGGAGAAUUCUCCGAGGCGCGCGAGGAUCUCGCGGCGCUUGAGAAAGAUUACGAGGAGGUCGGAAUGGACUCCGCAGAAGGCGAGGGUGAAGAAGGCGCUGAAGAAUACUAAGCACAAUCACUCGCCUGCCUGCGUUUUAUGGCUUUUUCUGAUGUGUCUCCAUGUGUUUUGAAAUAAAGCAACUCAUUUGCAAAGCAA